CUCCCCUUCCUCCCCAGACUGGGAACCAACCGCUGCUGGCCUCGCCAUGGAUACAGAAUCGGGGUCAACUGAUGGCGAAAUCAAUGAGCAGCCCACCCUUCUGUCGAGGGCGAUUAACACGUCGGCUGCCUUUAUUCAGCCCUUGAUUUCGAAACGAGCGCAAAAGGCAUACCUGGGAACGCUGCUCCUUUUUCUCUCCGCUAUUUGCAUGGUAGUUGUUUCAACUAUUGCGUAUGGAAUUUUCUACUAUAAAAUCAUUCCGCAAGUCGGUUUGGAGCGCGUGGUACAUUUGCAAUUCGGCGAUGGACAUCCUUGGGGCACAACUUCUCUCGGCUCGGGGCUGAUUUCCCUUCAACCGUACGACGUCAGCGUUGAGCUUGAAUUACCGCGCACCCCUUCAAAUCUUGGCACUGGAAACUUCAUGGUCGACUUGACUCUAAUCCCCGGUCCCUCGUCGCCCAUCCUGGACAGUGCGAACGCGUCCACUGACCCUUUCUUGCGAUCGCGUCGUCCUGCUAUCCUGACGUAUGCCUCGCCCUUGAUCGACACUGCGAGUAAGCUGUCUUUCAUGCCCUUCUAUGUGCUGGGAUGGCAACGGGAAUCCGAAAAGCUGCAAGUGCCUAUGAUGGAACGGAUCCAAUUCGCCCGGGGGCGGCGUAAUAUCCCGGACAGACUGCGGUUGGAAAUCCACAGUCAACAGCAAAUGCAGAUAUACAAGGCAAAAGUGGCGUUUAGGGCUAGGUUUACGGGAAUGCGGUGGCUGAUGUACAAUUGGAGAAUCACCUCAUUCUUUGUUUUCACCUUUAUGUUCUGGAGCACCUCCAUGAUCUCUGCGAGUAUUGUGUGGAUCGUCUUAGCCACCUUUGCCAACAGCGGUACAGAUGGCAAGGUGACAGUCAAGAAGGAAGAUCGCGACGAAACUCGGAUCAAGCAGGAGCCCCUUGAGGAGUCGACAUCGCCGUUGGAGAGCUCUCUGGACACUUCAAACGACCAACCCGAGCGACGUGUCAAGAAAGAGAAGGAGUAUCAGGUCGAGUCUCAGGCGGACGAUGAAAGUGAAGGAUCACCCGACAAGCAAACCUCUGGGGCUGGAACGGGGUUAGAAAGUUCUGGGGCGCAGGGGGUUCAGCGGCGAAGACGCCAUACAUCCGGGGAUGACGAUUCCCACUAGUUAGCAUGGCAGCAUUCCCCUGGUGAAAAUCAUGUCGAUGUAAUGAUUUAGGAUACCCCCAACUCAGCGAUUUUCAUCCCGACUGGGACGUCAAGGAAGCGCAUCCGAGCACCGCUGCAAUUGU
Messenger RNA from Aspergillus steynii IBT 23096, 1295 nucleotides. RefSeq names its product seipin. Gene Ontology annotation, biological process: lipid storage; lipid droplet organization. The transcript has 4 exons. NCBI's taxonomy places the organism in Eukaryota, Fungi, Ascomycota, Eurotiomycetes, Eurotiales, Aspergillaceae. Gene Ontology annotation, cellular component: endoplasmic reticulum membrane. Bases 47 to 1171 code for a protein of 374 amino acids. The record is from RefSeq and is a predicted model, not a curated record.